UACACUUCCCAUAAGCCCGCGGGGCCGGGCGAGGGGCGGGCGUCGGGGACAUUACCGGACGGGCCUUGCCCGGCAAGUACCAAGUUUCAUGCAGGCUCCUGGGGAAGCUGGUGCUGCUGCUGCUGCUGUCUGAUUCCCGCCGUCAGACCUUGGGAUCGGGGCCGGCGCUGGCAGCUGGCGAUGGCCGACACACGAUCUGUGCACGAAACCAGGUUCGAGGCAGCGGUGAAGGUGAUCCAGAGUUUGCCGAAAAAUGGAUCAUUCCAGCCAACAAAUGAAAUGAUGCUCAAGUUUUAUAGCUUCUACAAACAAGCGACUGAAGGACCCUGUAAACUUUCAAGGCCUGGAUUCUGGGAUCCUAUUGGAAGAUAUAAAUGGGAUGCUUGGAAUUCAUUGGGUGAUAUGACCAAAGAAGAAGCAAUGAUUGCAUAUGUUGAAGAAAUGAAAAAGAUUAUUGAAACUAUGCCCAUGACUGAGAAAGUUGAAGAACUGCUACAAGUCAUAGGUCCAUUUUAUGAAAUUGUGGAAGAUAAAAAAUGUGGCAGGAGUUCUGAUUUAACCUCAGUCCGAUUGGAGAAAAUCUCUAAAUACUUAGAAGAUCUUGGUAAUGUUCUAACUUCUACUCCAAAUGCCAAAACUGUUAACGGCAAAGCAGAAAGCAGUGACAGUGGAGCUGAGUCCGAGGAAGAUGAGGCCCAAGAAGAAGUAAAGGGAACAAAGCAAAGUGAUAAUGAUAAGAAAAUGAAGAAAUUAACAGAUAAUCUGGAACUUAUUGUCACUAAUGGCUAUGAUAAAGACAGCUUUGUUCAGGACAUGCAGCAUGAAGUUCAUCCUGAUUCUUCACUGAAAGGUGGAAAUGCUGAAGAAGGAAAGUGUAUAGAGCAGAACUUAGAGCCAACUGGAAACACUGUUGUCUGUGUUCAUGAAGAUAUAAAUGAUGAUCAUGUUGAAGAUAUUUCAGGAAUUCAGCAUUUGACAAGUGAUUCAGACAGUGAAGUUUACUGUGAUUCUAUGGAACAGUUUGGACAAGAAGAGUCUUUUGACAGCUUUACAUCAAAUAAUGGACCCUUUCAAUAUUACUUGGCUGGUCAUCCCAAUCAGCACUUGGAAAAUUGUGGUUUUUCUGAAGAUGUUCAAGGUCUUCCUGGAAAUGGCAACAUGGGAAAUGUCCAGAUGGUAGCAGUGGAAGGAAAAGGCGAAGUAAAGCAUGGAGGAGAAGAUGGCAGAAAUAAUAGUGGAACACCACACCGCGAGAAGCGAGGUGGUGAAAGUGAGGAGUUCUCUGUCAGAAGAGGAAGAGGACAUAGAAUGCCACACUUGAGUGAAGGAUCCAAGGGUCGGCAAAUGGGAAGUGGAGGUGAUGGAGAACGCUGGGGCUCAGACAGAGGGUCAAGAGGCAGCCUCAAUGAACAGAUUGCUCUUGUGCUCAUGAGAUUGCAGGAGGAUAUGCAGAACGUCCUUCAGAGACUUCAUAAACUGGAAACUCUAACUGCUUCGCAGGCAAAAUCAGCAGCAUUGCAGACUAGCAACCAGUCCUCCUCAGAGCGACCAUCUUGGUGGCCCUUUGAGAUGUCUCCUGGUGCAUUAACUUUUGCUAUUAUAUGGCCUUUCAUUGCCCAGUGGUUGGUGCAUUUAUAUUAUCAAAGACGGAGAAGAAAACUGAACUGAAGAAAAAAUUUUACCCAAGAAGACUGCUGGGCCUGGAUGACUUAAGAAUGAAAUGGAUGUGGAAUUCACAAGAAAAUCUUAGUUUGUGAUGAUUACAUUUCUUUUUUUUUGUUGUUGUUGUCCAGUAGUUUGGUUUGUGUACAUAUAUACAUACAUAUUUUUUGCACUACACAGUGAUAACAUUUUGAGGACUCAUAUUGCUGAUACUUGAAUAAUCAGUCUCAACUAGGUUAUAAGUAGCAUAAAAGAUUUACCCUAUUCUUGAACUUGAAAGACAUUAAAUUAUUAUUGAUAAUGUUUACCUAUGUCCCAUAGAGAAAUGUAAGCUGCUUUCCCAACGUAUAAUUGUGAUUAUGAGAUCAGAUAUAUCAGUCAAUAUUUUUAAUUUUCUGAACUAAAUAUGAGAAAGAAUGCAAACCAAGCGGUUAAUUUCAAAUAAGGUUAGAUUGAUUUAUAUUAGUGACCGAAUGGCCAUGCCAAGUAGUAGGAAACUGCCAGAAGACAAAACUUCGCUAGGCUCCUUUCUGAGCUGUGUGUAAUCUUCUUAGACACUCAAAACUCAGAGCUAAUGUUCAGACAUCAUAACUAAAAAUCAGAGUCCUUUGUACUAGACUUAAUUUUUGCAAAUAAUUCACCAAACAUAUAUAAUCUGCUGAUGGAAAUGAUGGAGAAUGAAAAAAAGUUUUUUAAAUUCUAGUGUGGGUUUAGAAGUAUAUUCUGGGCCUGCAGAUGAUUAAUCAGAUUUUAAUUUAAUCAUACACAUUUCUUCCUUUGUAAUCAUUUUUCUUUUAAGUGAGGAUAUCUAGUUUCUGCUUCAUAGGGUGCUUUGAAAUAUAAAAUGAAAACUUAUUUAUACUGUUUUUACAAAGGUUAUAAAGGAAACAUGAAAAUCACCUUUCUGCAUCUGGUGAAACCACACAGACUGGACUCUUAACCUCUUAGUGCCUCAGUUUUUCCUUCGGGGUAUAAUAUGUGUCUGUACCUACUUCAUAAGAGUAUUGGAAAGAUUGGCAAGAGAAGAGACUAUAUGCUUCCAUAUAUGUAAGGCAUGUCUAACUACUGGAUAUUUAAGUCUCUUUAUCCCACCUUUCAUCUUUAGACCAAAAGGAAGAUCCUUGAAGACUAUAUUUGGAAAAUCAUCUUUCUUCUAUACUUUCCCAAAUUCCCUGCUUACUUAGCACUUCUUUGUACUUUACUGAUUUCUUUGAUUUAAAGUUUUUCUAGCAAAUGGUUUGAGCAUUCUCAGUAUAUAUGAUGUUGUUAGCAUUGUGUUCAGAGUAUUAAAAGAGAAAGAAUCCAUUUUUUGUAUACAGGGUAGAGCUUUGAAGAAA
Molecule: messenger RNA, 2999 nt
Organism: Dipodomys spectabilis (banner-tailed kangaroo rat)
Lineage: Eukaryota; Metazoa; Chordata; Mammalia; Rodentia; Heteromyidae
Gene: Acbd5
Product: acyl-CoA binding domain containing 5
Exons: 14
Coding region: 181-1668 (495 amino acids)
Biological process (GO): fatty acid metabolic process; autophagy of peroxisome
Cellular component (GO): peroxisome
Molecular function (GO): fatty-acyl-CoA binding
Source: RefSeq, a predicted model, not a curated record